GGAGCUAUCUCACGUGUCUCGGUUUAUUACUUUUACUUAAAAUACAAAUAAAAUACAUUUGUAAUAUUGGUAUAUCGAAGUGCGCGAUCCAGUUUAUGAAAUAUAUAAAUCCGUGAUUUUAGGUGACGUACGAAUGUGAUGCUAAUCCUCUUUGAUCUGAUAUGAAUAUAGUGUUCUGUGAAUGUGACAGUGACAUACAAAUGUCAUUCUGCAGCACGAGUAUCGUACAAAACAAAGAGGGGUGAAGGAGGAUUAAUAUCAAAAUUGCAGAUGAUUUGUGCUUAUCUAAACAUUCAGUAAUAGCGCAGUUAUCAGUACUGUGACACGUGUCGCAGCGUCGGCGUAUAACGGACGGCCAUUGCCAUGCUGUCGAGGUUCGUGGUGUCGCAAGUGAAGCACAACUCGUACUUCCUGGUAGGUCUGUCGCUGGGACUAUGGGUAGCGCUGGUGGCUGUACCGCUGGACGAUGGACCGGAGCCAUGCGCAAUAGCUGUCGACAGUGGUUCGGCCCGCAAGGCCCCGCUAGUUGACGACUUUGAGCCCGUACGCGAAGAGAAACCGCUCAGCGCUGGCGGCGCGGCGCCCAACGAAGGCCGCAGCCUGCAGCGUCCUCGCUACUACAGCACCGAACUGGGCAUGCGCGCACCGCUGCUUGCCGGCGUGCUCACCUCCGAGGACGCUCUCGGCACUCGCGUAGCAGCAUUGAACCGCACUGUGGCACAACUUCAGCCAUCGCUUCGCUUCUUCAUCACUGCGAGCACUUUGCAGAGUGCACCAUCACUCGCUAACGUGGUGGGCUUCACGGACAAACGUGAAAUGCUCAAGCCCUUCCAUGCUCUUAAGUACCUCGCCGACUACUAUCUCGAAGAAUAUGAUUUCUUUUUUCUCGUUUCGGACACCUCAUUUGUGAACGCGAAACAACUCACGGAUCUAGUGUUGAAAUUGAGCGUCAGCCAGGAUGUUUACAUGGGCACCGUAGCCGAGGACGACAGCCACUACUGCACACUGGAGGGCGGCAUCCUGCUGUCCAAUUCGGUGCUGCGCGCAAUGCACGGCGCGCUGGACUGGUGCGUGCGCAACUCGUACUCGCCGCGCCACCACGAGAACAUCGGCCGCUGCGUGCUGCACGCCGCGCACGUGGCCUGCAUGCCCGCCGCGCAGGGCCACGGCUACGAGGCGGCCGAGCUGCCGGCCGGGCCGCUGCCGCUGCGGCCCUCGCUGGCCGACGCCGUCACCGUGCACCCGCUGCUGCACGCGGAGGACUUCGACGUGCUGCGCGCCUACGUGUCCAGAGUGCAACUGGAGAACGGAGCGGCGGAGGUGCGCCGACUGAAGGCGGCGCUGCGCGGCGCGGCGCGGAGGCACCCGCCCGGCUUCCGCAACCGCACCUGGCCCGCCGGCCUGCGCGACGACCCCGGCCUCGCGCCCGUGCCGCCCGACAACCGGUGGGACCACCUGCGCUGGACGGCGUUCAACGCGACGCACGCGCUGAUGCCCGACGACCACCGCGUGGCCGCGCCGCUGUCCGCCGCGCAGCGCGACGCCGUGGAG
This is a messenger RNA of Hyposmocoma kahamanoa, 1551 nucleotides long. RefSeq names its product chondroitin sulfate glucuronyltransferase (gene Chpf). The transcript has 5 exons. NCBI's taxonomy places the organism in Eukaryota, Metazoa, Arthropoda, Insecta, Lepidoptera, Cosmopterigidae. Gene Ontology annotation, cellular component: Golgi cisterna membrane. The record is from RefSeq and is a predicted model, not a curated record. Gene Ontology annotation, molecular function: glucuronosyl-N-acetylgalactosaminyl-proteoglycan 4-beta-N-acetylgalactosaminyltransferase activity. The annotation marks the transcript as partial.